GCUGACCACUCCAGCAAUGCAGUAAGCCAGGAGGUAAGAUCUUGCAGCUCUCUGCACCUCUUAACUCUGCGGUGACCUAGUUCUCAUGUCACAUACCUACAGUUGCUUUUCUUUUGCAUGCUCUUGUAAGAUGUGGACAUUUGGCCCAACAGUGUUCUGAUAUGUCAGUUUAAAUUUAGCAAUACACCGGGGAGUGGGGGGGUUGACUAAAUAUUUUGCAAUCCCAUCUUGUUCUGCAAUUGUGGUCAAGACAAAAAUCUCAAUUGAGUUCUGCACAAAUGCACACUGAAAUAGUUUUAAUGAAGUGUUUUGUUACUUCAGUUUUGGUCCAUGUGUUUUAUUGUGUAGUUCACUUGAAUCAUUCUUCUCCGCAUCUUACUCUUAAAUGAAUCUUUGCAAAAGUAGGUGUAGCUAAAGUGCUGCAUAUGUCUCUCCAAACAGUACAGUGCAAUUUUGUGUUCUUGUAAGUCCAAUUUUGUUGAGCUCUUUCUAGCUCAUAUGUAAUUUUAGCCACUGUAAAGAGCUGCAUAUAGAUGAGCUGCUGAAACUACUCAGAAGAUCUCAGCAUGGCUUCAAAAAGUCAGUAGGUUUUUAUUUGGAAUUUACUUGCGAUCAGUCUGGCUCUAAGUAUAGACAUGCCCCUAGAGCUGACGUAAGGUAUGUAGCUGUUAACUCAAGUCUUCCAGGAAGCUCAGCUCUGGGUGUAAAAUGUGUGACUGGUUUGGUCUUUCUCACAGCAUUUCGAUGACAUAUUUAGAUCCCACUGUAAUCAGUCAGGUAUCCUUUACGUUCACUGCUGUGGUAGCCUAUUAUGAUCCUCCACCCUCUCUUCUCGGAUGUCAGCUCAAUCACCACUAACCACAGACAAGCUGAGUCAUCCAGCUCAUUUCAUUGUAGAGGCAUAUAUGAAAUGAGUAUACUUAAAAUUCAUAUGAAGAUGAUCACCCCUAAACUGACUGUGAAAAGGACUUUAUGAAUCUCUAUCAUUAACAUACAAAAGACAAGCUAAAAAUGGAGAAAGACUGGAGGGAAAAGGAGCCAUAAUAAAAGUUAUAGUUAGGAAAAUUCCUGGAGUUUUCUCAUACAUCACUACAUCUGGACAUAAUCUGAUUCAAAACCCUUAUAAAAUCUAAAUUUUCUAAAUCUAAAAAUUUUUAUAAAUGAGAUACAAUGUGUUUAAUAGCCAGCUGUUUGCCCCCAUUUCAGGCCAACUGCUUCCCUUGACUUUCAGCCUUUAUGCUUAGCUAAGCUAACCAGAUGAAGCUUUAUCUUUUUCACAAACAAGAAAGUGGCAUCCUCUAGUCUAAAUCUUUACAAGAAAGUGAAUAAGUAUGUUUUUUGUAAUGUUAAAUUAUUCAUUUUAACAUAGAGCCAUCCGACCUGCAACAAAAGAAUCUGGACAUGGGUGCAUGUCAACCAUCAAUAAUGCAACAGUUGGCAUUUGCUUUGUUUUUACAACCCUGCUGCCAUGCUCAUGAACCAUGACUGCUCUUCCUGCAGCUUAGGAAGCAGCGAUGGUUUGCCAAAACGACUGAAUGGGAGGAGGAUUAUGAGGACACGAGCUGUGUGAGAGGAGAUGAGAGGAAACUAAUCAUCAUUUGGAGCUUGAAAUAUUACCCAAUGUAAUCUGUCAUCACAUCCUGUCCUGCAUAGGUUCUGAGGUUACUGUGAAGCUGACUAUCUGUGUCAUCAGUUAGCAGACUUGUAAAUUUUCCCCCACCUUUAGAGAUAUAACUAUUAAAAGAAGGCAUUGCCAUAAUUGUUGGGAACUGUUGCUAGUAUUUAUUCUCAGCCCCCAAAGACUAAAGCAGAGGUCUGAGGGUGGGUCUAGUAAGAGGGAGGGUUAAAGAGGAGAGGGGAGGAGUUAGGAACAAAAAGACAGUGAGGCAGAGGGGAGGCCAGAAAGAGAAAAAAAGGAGCAGUGACAGAUGAUCAGAGGCUGUUGUUUAAAAAUGGACUUAAGUUUGCUUAAAGUUCUUGAAAAAGAGAGAGUCCUGGAGGUUCUUCGGAGGGACAAACAACUGCGUACAAUUGAAGAGGACAGGAUCAGAAGGAUGAAGCAUGAGCUGCAGGACCUUCGAAGGAAGGAUGUAAAAAGUUUGGGCCAGCAGUAUGGGGAGCGAAAGUGCGCUUGCUGCCAGAGACCGCUGGGGAAGUUGUGGAACUCAGGCGCAGUGUGCCGCGGCUGCAGCCACCGCAUCUGCAGCAUGUGCCGUGUGGGAGCAAUAGACUGGAAGUGUGAGGUCUGCUAUGCCUACAGGGUGGUGAAACUCAGAUCAGGAGAGUGGUUUUUAGAGGAAAAGGCAAAAAAAUUUCCAGUCACCACAGACAAAUAUGAGACGAUUGGGGAAGAAUUAUUAAAAACCUACAAUGUUCAAAGUUAUGUAUCAGUCGUACCUCCAACUCCUCCACCCCACUUGGAUUAUCAAAAUCUGGGCAGAUCUGGGGAUUUGAAAAAUCUGAAGCCUUUUACCACAUCUUUGGAAAAUCUGGUGGUUUCCUUUACAAGUCAAAUGAAAAAGAUUUCCACUUCUCAGAAUGAUGUGCGAGGACACUUGCUGAAAGUUGACAACAGCCAGAGAGGACCUUAUUUCAACUACAGCACCCAGAAGAGCCUGUCUGACACCGACAUUAGUAAAUCUAGCAAACUCUUUAAAGUCCCAAGUCUUCCAAAUCUUUUCAAGAAAAGCAAAGACAGUGACCAGGACAGCUCCCCCACUGGGACAGAAGAAGAAACUUCCUUCAGUUCUGAGUACUCUGGAGGAGUAGAGAGAGGCAGUAAUGGAAGCAUCAGCACAGACUGUGGACUCGUUGAGAACAUCACUGUAGCAGGAGAGUUGGAACUGGCUCUGGCCUACAAUACCACCACGUCCAGUCUGGACAUCACUGUCGGCACCUGCAGAAAUCUCACUUACAGAGACAGCAAGAGGAGGAAGUGUCACCCAUAUGUCAAACUCUGUGUGCUGCCAGACAAGAGUGUCAAGCUGAAGACAACAGUCAAGAGAAACACGACAGAUCCAGUUUACAAUGAACUUUUAAAGUAUGACAUAGAGCGCCAUCUGCUGUUUGGAAAGAGACUGCAGGCUUCUGUGUGGCAUUCAGGAACUCUGAAAAGAAAAGCGUUUCUUGGCGAUGUACUCAUCCCACUGGAUGGCUUGAUGUUUGAGGACAAGGCCUCCCAGAGCUUCAACUGGUAUCCGCUGUGUCUGAAGGCUGACAGUCCAGAUGGGGGUGCUGUGUAGCAGGAACGAGGAAAACUGCUGCUCCGAGUCAAGUUCAGCUCCAACAACCAGGGUGUGUGUUUAGGUGUGUGUGUGUGUACGUGUUUGCAUUUAGGUUUCUGACUCGAGGAGCAGGCAGACAGAUUCUCCAGACAACGACCAUUUCUGACGGUGCAUGUGGGCACUCAUUAGCUGCUGUUUGUCCAGGACAUCUCUCUGAACCUGGACCGGGUGGAGAGCCCCUUUUGCUCGUCAAGAGAUCCCACAAGGGCUGAAACGGACCCUGGUAACAACAGGGACUUUCUUUUUUGGAACAUCCUUUGUAACAAAUUCUGUGGUAACAUUGUACUUUAAUUUUAUCUAUGACACAUUUAUAAGCACUAUAUAAACAAUAAAUUAUCAAUUUAUAUUAUGAUGUAUACAGCUCAUUCUGGUAAUUACUUGUAAUAGUUAAUAAAUUAUUGACAUUGUUUACACAUAAAUAUGUGUGUAUAUUUUAUAUACACAUGA
Molecule: messenger RNA, 3731 nt
Organism: Stegastes partitus (bicolor damselfish)
Lineage: Eukaryota; Metazoa; Chordata; Actinopteri; Pomacentridae
Gene: sytl3
Product: synaptotagmin-like 3
Exons: 13
Coding region: 1929-3242 (437 amino acids)
Biological process (GO): intracellular protein transport; exocytosis
Cellular component (GO): exocytic vesicle; plasma membrane
Molecular function (GO): small GTPase binding; neurexin family protein binding
Source: RefSeq, a predicted model, not a curated record